GGCACUUCCCUCCCUGACACAGUGACUUGGACCAGCUCUGCCCUGCCAGAGGCAGACAUGGUGCCCCUGCUGCUGCUGCCCCUGCUGUGGGGGGGGUCCGUGCAGCAGCCGCAAGACUAUGAGCUCCAAGUGCAGGAAUCGGUGAUGGUGCAGGAGGGUCUGUGUGCCCACGUGCCCUGUUCCUUCUACCCGUGGAGUUCGUGGUAUUCCUCUACUAAAGUCUACACCUACUGGUACCAGAACGGGGCGAACACUUACCGUCAUGCUCCUGUGGCCUCAAACAAUCCAGAUAAAGCAGUGAAGACAGAGACCCAAGGCCGCUUCCUCCUCGCAAACCCCACGACCAACAAUUGUUCCCUGCAAAUCAGAGACGCCAGGAAGAGUGACAGAGGACGCUACUUCCUCCGAGUGGAGAUAGGAUAUCCUGAAUAUAAUCACCAAGGAAAAGUACAAGGUUAUAACUUCCAAGGAUAUAGUUACAAAUAUAAGAUGCUGGAUUUGCAGGUGACAGCCCUGACAGAGAAACCCCACAUCCGUGUACGGGAGCCCCUGGAGUCCGGCCGCCCCACACAGCUGGCCUGCAGCCUGCCAGGGGCCUGCGAAGGGGGCCGACCUCUCACCUUCUCCUGGGCGGGAGCCGCUGUGGACUCACUGAACCGCCAGACCCUCGACUCCUCGGUGCUCACCUUCACCCCGAGGCCCCGGGACCAUGGCACCAACUUCACCUGUCAGGUGAAGCAGCAAGGGUCCCAGUGGACCACACAGAGAACCAUCCAGCUCAAUGUCUCCUAUGCCCCAGGGAACCUCACCAUAGGCGUCUCCUUCAGAAACGACACAGUCUUUAAGAAUCUGCAAACCACAUCCCUUCCCAUCCUGGAGGGAGAGGCCCUGAGGCUGCGCUGUGAGGCUGACAGCAACCCCCCUGCCGAGUUGAGCUGGUUCCGGGGGUCCCCAGGCCUGAACGCCACCCCCCUCUCCAGCACCGCGAUCCUGGAGCUGCCUCGCGUGGGGCCUGCACAGGAAGGACAGUUCACCUGCCAAGCUCGGCACCCGCUGGGCUCCCACAACGUCUCUCUCAGCCUCUCCGUGGUCUCCCCCCCGCAGCUGCUGGGACCCUCCUGCUCCUGGGAGGACCAGGGUCUGCACUGCAGCUGCUCCUCCAGGGCCCAGCCGGCCCCCUCCCUGCGCUGGUGGUUGGGGGCAGGGCUGCUGGAGGGGAACCAUGGCAACGCGUCCCACGUGGUCACCUCCAGCUCAGAGGGGCCCUGGACCAACAGCUCCCUGAUCCUCCGCGAGGGGCUCAGCCCUGACCUCAGACUCAGCUGCGAGGCCCGGAAUGUGCACGGGACCCAGAGUGUCUCUGUCCUGCUGCUGCCAGGGAAGGCCGUGCCCCAGGCGGGCGUGGUUCCUGCGGCUCUUGGAGGAGCUGGUGCCAUGGCCCUGCUGUCCCUAUGUUUCUGUCUCAUCUUCUUUUGCAUAGUGAAAGCCCGCAGGAGGCAAGCAGCCGGGAGAACAAAGGUCAUGAAUGAUGAAGAGCCUGUCAUGGGCACAGUCACCUGGGGCUCCAAGAAAAACCUCCCGCCGGACGCGCCCCCAGACCAAGCGCCACCUGCGGAGAAGGGCCCUCUGUCGGGGGAGCCGCAGGAGCUCUACUACGCCAACCUCACCUUUGAGGGGCUGAAGCCACGGGAGCCUCCGGACCAGGCGGCCACCAGCACCCACGAGUACUCAGAGGUCAAGCGCGCACGCCAAUGAGGACUCGCUCAGAGCUCGGUGCUGGCCAGAGGAUACACAGCCCCUGGGGGUGGGGGCGCCGGGGAGAGAAGUCCGGGACUCAUUGCUGAAGCGUGAGGAGACCUUGUGGCCUGAUUAACAUUAACGGCUGGAUGAGCAGCCCCAGGCAGAGCAGGAAGAAGACAGGCGAUGGGGUUUGAGAGACGGGAUGGGCCGGCUCCCAUGUCCAUCUGCACCUGUGCUGCAGGUGAGCUGCUCCGUGACGCUGUCUCUCACCCUCCCGCGCCCUCCAGAACAGCACUUCCUGGCUCCUGGCACAUGGUCUAAGGUCUGGGUUUUCUAAUAAAUCCCGUCUUCUCAUAGU
Messenger RNA from Myotis daubentonii (Daubenton's bat), 2098 nucleotides. Its product is annotated as sialic acid-binding Ig-like lectin 5. The record is from RefSeq and is a predicted model, not a curated record. Gene Ontology annotation, molecular function: sialic acid binding. NCBI's taxonomy places the organism in Eukaryota, Metazoa, Chordata, Mammalia, Chiroptera, Vespertilionidae. Gene Ontology annotation, cellular component: plasma membrane. Gene Ontology annotation, biological process: cell adhesion.